AUGGCAAACACUGCGCAGGGGAUCCCUUGGGACCAACUCAUCGAGUUUGCCAACAACAAAAAAGCAGAGGAGAAGACCACCGGCAAGCCUGCGCAGCUUAGCAAGCAGCAACUUGCCGCAGUCUCGAUGCUCGUCGAGUUUGUCAAGGACAUAGAGGUCGAAGACACCUACGUGAGCAAGCUCUUCGAAUACUGUCAACGGAACAAGAUCGAAAGCCCUCAGUUCACUACAGAAACCUUUAACCAGUGCAUCUCUGGCACAAAUAUCCCACGAUCUCGCGUCCUCUGCACUCUACCAUCCAGAAACCAGCAUUUCCCCCAAGAAGGCUACGGCUACAGUACUGGACAAGCUAUUCCAACGUUCGGAAAGGCGCAGAAGGCCAAGAACUUCGCAGCCAUGCAAGCCCUCAACUGGCUCCAGGGCCGGGGACCAUCAUCGCCCCGUGGCGAAAAACGACCAGCUUCGGUCACUAACGAAUCUCAUGUGCACACGAAGAUCAGAGCUGAGGAAGACAACAACUCUGAAGGUGGUGCGCUCACGGCCGAUUCUCCACUGCCAAAUGCAAAAGGCGUUCCGGUACCAAGCCAGCCUGCUGGAGCUCAAGGAUCUGCCAUGCGUCAAGAGAUCGCUAAGCUUGGCGAUGAGAUGGACUUUGGCGUCCCAGAGUAUCUCAUCCGGCCAGCCGAAGAGGGAAGCGACCUUUGGAACGGGCGCCCUAUUUUCAGAAACGAUGGUAAGAUUCCACCUGAAAUGGGCGUGGUGACUGGAAUCGCCGGCCGGCAGCAAGCCGAGGAGUUGGUUGUGAAGAAGACUCUCGAGUGGCUGCAGGAAGAGAAGCGCAAAAGGUAUGCUCUGUAUCUGGAGAUCAUGGCUUCCCGUCCAGAAUGA
This is a messenger RNA of Fusarium pseudograminearum CS3096, 888 nucleotides long. RefSeq lists its product as uncharacterized. Lineage: Eukaryota; Fungi; Ascomycota; Sordariomycetes; Hypocreales; Nectriaceae. The record is from RefSeq and is a predicted model, not a curated record. Bases 1 to 888 code for a protein of 295 amino acids. The transcript has 2 exons.